CCCAGCAGCGUUUGUUGGCUUGUGUACAGACCAAGCUUCACACUGACUGAUUACGAGUACGGUGAGGUAGCAUGUUCUGCCGGAAUACUUGUACACUGAAAUUUAUUUCGGCAAAGCGGGCCGCAAUAUUCCCUUCAAUUGCUCGCUGGAUGUUUCAAAAUCCCCUGUGAUGGAGCUAGAAGACCAGUGGUGGAAAGGACAGCUGGCCAAAGAUAUUUACCAGGCGCUGCGAAACAAUGAGCUCAAGCUGCCCUCCUUCAAAGGCCAGUCCCCUCAGCUCAACUUGAGGCGAUACUUUGCAGACCUCAUAGCCAUCAUCAGCAACCACUUCCGACUGUGUCCCACAGCUCGGCACCUUGCUGUUUACCUGCUGGACCUUUUCAUGGACCGCUAUGAUGUCACGGUGCAGCAGCUCCACAUGGUCUCACUCUCAUGUCUUCUUUUGGCCAGUAAAUUUGAGGAAAGGGAGGACAGGGUUCCAAAACUGGAGACUCUUAACAGUCUGGGGUGCAUGAGCACCAUGAACCUAGUUAUGACGAAGCAGGCUCUCCUACACAUGGAGCUUUUCCUGCUAGAAUCCUUCCAGUGGAACCUGUACCUUCCCACAGCAGCUCAUUUUAUAGAAUACUACCUUUCUAUUGCAGUUCACGAGGGAGACUUACAUGAUGGCUGGCCUAUGUCCUGUCUGGAGAAAACAAAACUCUAUAUGGCCAAGUAUGCUGAUUACUUCCUAGAAGUCUCCCUGCAAGAUCAUGUGUUUUUAUGUUUUGCACCCUCCCUGGUGGCUGCUGCAUGUGUCGCUGCCUCACGUCUCAUCCUGCAUGUAUCCCCAACGUGGGCACCCCGAUUGCAGCAGCUCACAGGCUAUUCAUGGGAGAACCUAGUCCCAUGUGCCGAGAAACUCCUCAUUGCACAUGACAGUGAUGUCAAAGAGGCCAACAAGCAAAAAUGCCAGCCGCUCGGCCAACAACCACAGCAGCAAAGUCAGAAGGUCUUCCACAGUGCGAGCCAGGCAGCCCAGUACCUGCACCGGCCCGGCAUGCAGUAUAGCCAGCAAGCUACACAGCCAGCUUUAGCCGCAAACCAUAGGCCUGCCUCAUAUGUGGCCCGCACCACUAAUCUGCAGGUCUCAAAUGGCCCCCUGCAGGGCAGUUCUCAGGCCAUCACUGCUUCGUUGGAUCCAAAGUCUAACCUUACAAACAGGGCUUACCAAGUCGGCAUGCACUACAGUUGUGCUCCAUGCUAUGACAGGUGAUAGACUUUUGGGAUUAAGUGAUUGAGAAGAAACUAAAUUUCUCCAAAUGGGUAUGACACUGAAUGAAAAAGCAUGCUUUUAAUUUGUAGGGACUUGACGAGAAGGAUGCAGCACUUUGGAUCACAAGGUUUAAGCAAUGUGCAAUAUGCAUGCUGUCGCAAUUUUCUGUGGAGAGCCAGUAUUAGGAUUUUUGUUCUAUUGUAUGAGUGCUGUCUGAGUACCACUAGUGACUUUGCACUAUUGUAUUACUCGUAUCACAAUAAUUUUGUAUCAGGCCACAAUUUUAUUUAUUGAAGUCAAAGUACCUAAGAUGUAUUGAAAAGAAAGUGCCUUUCAGCUGUGUUGCUAAUAACUGCUCAGUUGAGGCAAUAAUAGCACGGGGUUCAUGUCCGUUUGUGGACAAUGAUUUUUUUUUGUGAGCGCAAUUGUAUUUUUCUGUACAUGUAUAGAUUUUUUGUUUACAUAUUUGUGAACUGUGGAAAGAAUCAGUUCACAUGCAGAGAAACUGUUGCUCUUCUGUAGACAUAUUUCAGUCAGUGCUGCGCACUAAUGCCCAUUUUAAAUAAAAUACAAAUCUCUGUUGAA
Messenger RNA from Hippocampus comes (tiger tail seahorse), 1840 nucleotides. It is a transcript of the gene ccnj, whose product is annotated as cyclin J. Lineage: Eukaryota; Metazoa; Chordata; Actinopteri; Syngnathiformes; Syngnathidae. The coding region runs from base 170 to 1255 and encodes 361 amino acids. The record is from RefSeq and is a predicted model, not a curated record. The transcript has 6 exons.